AUGGCGUCCGAAAAGAAAUUGUCGAAUCCGAUGCGAGAAAUCAAAGUUCAGAAACUCGUCCUCAACAUCUCCGUCGGCGAGAGCGGUGAUCGUCUCACUCGCGCUGCCAAGGUCCUCGAACAACUUAGUGGUCAAACCCCUGUUUUCUCCAAAGCAAGGUACACUGUGCGAUCCUUUGGGAUUAGAAGAAACGAGAAGAUCGCGUGCUAUGUGACUGUGAGAGGCGACAAGGCGAUGCAGCUUUUGGAAAGUGGUUUGAAGGUGAAGGAGUACGAGCUGCUGAGAAGAAAUUUCAGCGACACUGGCUGUUUCGGCUUCGGCAUUCAGGAGCACAUUGAUUUGGGAAUCAAGUACGAUCCUUCUACUGGUAUUUAUGGAAUGGAUUUCUUUGUUGUUCUGGAGCGCCCUGGGUACCGUGUGGGACGACGUCGUCGUUGCAAGUCUCGUGUUGGAAUCCAGCACCGUGUGACGAAGGAGGAUGCCAUGAAGUGGUUCCAAGUUAAAUAUGAAGGUGUCAUCCUAAACAAGUCCCAGGCAAUUGUUUAG
This is a messenger RNA of Sphenostylis stenocarpa, 546 nucleotides long. The record is from the annotation of a GenBank genome assembly. Lineage: Eukaryota; Viridiplantae; Streptophyta; Magnoliopsida; Fabales; Fabaceae.